Molecule: messenger RNA, 584 nt
Organism: Hipposideros armiger (great roundleaf bat)
Lineage: Eukaryota; Metazoa; Chordata; Mammalia; Chiroptera; Hipposideridae
Gene: SGK2
Product: serum/glucocorticoid regulated kinase 2
Exons: 4
Coding region: 11-358 (115 amino acids)
Biological process (GO): protein phosphorylation
Molecular function (GO): ATP binding; protein kinase activity
Source: RefSeq, a predicted model, not a curated record
GAGCCAUAUCAUGGCGGAGCGCAAUGUGCUUCUGAAGAACGUGCAGCACCCCUUCCUCGUGGGCCUGCGUUACUCCUUCCAGACGCCCGAGAAGCUCUACUUCGUGCUCGACUAUGUCAACGGGGGAGAGCGGGAGCGCAGGUUCCUGGAGCCCCGGGCCCGGUUCUACGCCGCCGAAGUGGCCAGCGCCAUUGGCUACCUGCACUCCCUCAACAUCAUCUACAGGGACCUGAAACCAGAGAACAUACUCUUGGACUGCCAGGGACACGUGGUACUGACGGAUUUUGGCCUUUGCAAGGAAGGUGUAGAGCCAGAGGAGACCACGUCCACAUUUUGUGGCACCCCUGAGGUGAGCUAAACCUACUAGCAGAGGGCAAGCCAUGAGUGCUUAAGGCCUCAGAUCCUAGAGCCAGCAGGUUACACCUGAGGGGGCUCACUGCUUCCACCCAAGCACGUCCCCUGAGCUGCCUGUGCUCUCAGCCUUGGUUUCCUCAUCUGUAUAAUGGGGGCACCAGCUCAAGGGGCUGCUGGGAUCCCCGCCAGCUACUGGUGACUCUGCCACAGUGAUGUCCAGUAGGAACAGA